AAACAUGUUGGUCCGCACUGGCUUAGUGUUCAAGUUACCUGUACUUUCACCUGUGUGGAGGGGCGGGGUUUAAGCUGCUCACUGGCCUGUGGCACCAACUGAAAGUUGGGUCUGGUAUGGAUUGCGUGUGUCUUUCCUACCUGGAAUGAGUGUCGGUGAGGAGGAUCUGCAGAGCUGGGGGUGGACUGACCUAUCCAGUUACUGGUCAGCAGUGUCGGACUCGGACAGCGAGAGCGGGACCAUGUCCAGGCACCGCCUGCGUUUGGAUGAAGGCCUGCUGGACCGCAGCCUGCCUCUGGGCAGCGCAUCUUUCAGCGUCGGGGGAAGCGGCUGGAGAAACACCAGGGCGCUAAAGUCUCGUCGUUCUCAGCAGCUGUCCGUCUCCUGCUCCGAGUCCGUCCUGGUCCGCACGCCGCGUAAACCCCCCGGACACUCGCUCCACAGAAUGGCGUCCGACGCUUCGUUGCUCUCGUCGCUGCUGGACGAGUCGUCCAUCCAGGACACCACUGUGGUGGACACCUUCUGGGGUUUGGACCAGGACCUGGACCCGAAAGAGAGCGCCGCCGUGGCGGAGCACAGCGGCAUCCUGGCCAACAGCACUCUGAUCGCUGCUGACGGCCGCCAUCCAGAACAUCCGGUCCAGACGCUGACUCGCGCCCCCUACAGAGACGAGGAGUCCUCAAAGCCCGCCUCCACCAUCUACACCCGGAACCGAAGCCGUCGGGUCAGAACAGCAGGCCUUCUGGGUUCCGUGUGGCACGCCGGCGUGGGCGCCAUCAGGCGGUGCCUCGCCGGCGUCUUUGCAGCGCUGCUGGUGUCGUACCAGCAGGCGCACAAACGCCACCAGGUGUCAGAUGUUCUGCAGCUGUGGUCGGCCUCCUUCCUGUUUUAUUGCCGCUCGGCGCUGAUCAGCGCCCGGCGCCUGUGCCAGGGCGUGCGGUCGAAUACCACGGGGGUCAACAGUCACGGAGGGCCGGACUCUCGCCACUGCGGCGUCAUGAGCGCCAAGCAUCAGGAUCUCCACGCCAACGGACCUCUGUGUGAGUUACCAGACGCACACACGCACACGGGUGCGGCCUGUCAGGAGAAGCAUCAGGUCAGCUCGUCGUCGUCGUUGCUCCGCCCCUCGUCGACCAUGUGGGCGCUCGCUGCGUUCACAGUGUGGUGUUUGCGUCAGCUGACCUCGCUGGUCUGGACCCUGACCAGGACCGCCUUGUCGUCUUCAGACCGCCUCCGACGCCCUGCAGGUGGGACGCUGGGCGGUGCGUUCAGGUGCAUCAGGAGAAGAUGGAGCGACUGUCCUCUGCUGACUUGGUUGGUCCUCUCGGUGCUUGUCCUCCUCUUCAGCUUGUGUUGCUUCAGUCCGGCGGGUUUUGCGGUCCCGAGUGUCCAGGAGUGGAAGACUUCGGUCUCUGACGUUCCGGUCCUUUCUUCAGUCCACGGCCUGGUUUCCAGGUGGAGCCAAGCAGCAGGUGGCGCUGUGGAGGAAGUGAAGGCGUCGGAGUCCGCGCGCCUCGCUCGUCUGGAGCGUGGCCUGGCGUCCCUGUGGGAGCGCGUGGAGUCUGGCGGGCGGCGAGCGAGGCGAAGGCACGGCGAGGUGCUGGCCAUGUACUCUGAUCUCAAGCUGCUUGGCUCCGCCCACAACAGCAAACUGCACCUGAGCCGCCUGGUGGACCAGCAGCUGUCUCGGCUGAAGAGGAGACUGGACCAGGACCGACGGCAGAGGGGACAGGACUUGGACCAGCAGCAGCGCCAGGCAUCUCGUCUGGAUCAUCUGGAGGCCAAGAUGGAGGACGUCCAGUGGAGGCAGGAAGCGUCAUCCCCUCCACUUCCUGCUGCCGCCAGCGUGGCGUCCCAUGAUGCAUUGCUGGCAGAGGUGGGCCGUCUGGAGGCGGCGCUGGAGGACGUCAGGAGGGACGUGGAGGUUCUGUCAGGAUGCCAAGACGGCUGCCGCAGACUGGACCAGAUUUCGGCACACGUUUCCGCUCAAGUCCGGGAGGAGGUCCGGCUUGUGCUCUACGGGAAUGAUCUGCCAGUUGACUCCGCCCCGUCCGAGCGCUUUGUCAGCGGAGCAGACCUGCAGGCGUCCUUGGUCUCGCUGGAGCGCAGCAUCCUCCAGAACGUCAGCCGCCAACUGGAUCAGCGCCGCAGCGAGGCGUCCGUGACCAGAGGGGAGGUGAAGGUGAUGGUGGAGAACGCCCUGCGACUCUUCGCUCACGACCGCACCGGCCUGGCCGACUACGCCCUGGAGUCCGCAGGGGGCAGCAUCCUCAGCACUCGCUGCUCUGAGACCUACAAGACCCAGGCGGCUCUGCUCAGCCUGUUUGGUCUUCCUCUGUGGUAUUUCUCCCAGUCCCCUCGCGUGGUCAUCCAGCCAGACGUCCAUCCUGGGAACUGCUGGGCCUUCAAAGGCUCCACGGGCUUCCUAGUGAUCAGGUUGUCCAUGAGGAUCCUCCCCACCGCCUUCUCCCUGGACCACAUCCCAAAGGCUCUGGCGCCACACCGCUCUGUGAGCAGCGCACCAAGAGACUUCAGGGUCUACGGCCUGCAGGACGAGCGUGAAGAAGGAGGCAGGCUGCUGGGCUCCUACACCUACCAGGAGGAUGGAGACGCUCUGCAGACGUACUCUGUCACGGAAGAGAACCACAGAAGCUUCCAGAUCAUCGAGGUCCAGGUCUUGUCCAACUGGGGCCACGCGGACUACACGUGCAUGUACCGCUUCAGAGUGCACGGAUCUCCCAGUGACGCCUGAACGCAUCCAAACUUUCUCCUCCUCCUCCUCUUUGAAGCACUCGGACUGAACUUUGUUUUAAAAGUGUUGAAGCUUCUUCUUGAGCCCUCAUUUCAACUUCUCAUCAAAAUGUUUCACAAUCUCCAACAUUGAGUCGAGAAACUUUUUUUUUUUUUUUUAACUUUUAUUUUGAAACUACCGAGUGACCUUAAAUGCAAAGUUUGAAUGUGGCCUUAACUUUGCUGAAUGUAAUGUCAGAACUAAAUGUUGUAUUUAUUUUAAUGUCUUUUCUAUCUGAUGUGGAAAUAAAAAUGAUCUUUCAAAAAUAUCCAUUUAGACUGUGAAAGUGAAAAGUUCAUUUUUAAAGACUGACUUUUAAUGAUGUAUUACAUUUGAGAUAUCUUGUGGCACUUUUAAAGGGGAACUGCACUUUUUGGGGGGAAUUUUGCCUAUCGUUUACAAUCACGAGAGACACGAAAACUAAAUUUACUUUUUUGCAUUCCAACAUAAAAAUGGGCUCGUUCUAGGUGGUGUCAUGUCUGUGUAAUCAUGUUUUGUUUUAAGUCAUGUUUUGUUUAGUUUCUGGCUUUUCACUCCCUUGUCUUGUUUGCAUGAUUACCCAUUAGUUUCACCUGUUCCACGUUUGGACUCAUUGUGCACU
Messenger RNA from Nerophis lumbriciformis (worm pipefish), 3392 nucleotides. NCBI's taxonomy places the organism in Eukaryota, Metazoa, Chordata, Actinopteri, Syngnathiformes, Syngnathidae. The record is from RefSeq and is a predicted model, not a curated record.